AGUAGACCCAGGUAAGAAAAAAAGUAAUGUUUGAUAUUCGUGAUGAAUAAAUUUGAAUUAUGAUGAAUGAAUAGAAGUCUGGUAGUAUUCUUUUCAUUAUUAACAUGAUGUUGCUGUGGCGGUUGCGUCUUGAUGUCUGUUUCUUGUGUUAUUUCUUUUGUGUCUUGCACAGCGUUGACCAUAUCCACAACGUCGUAGCGACGGCUCCUGCGGACUACGACACGGCGAACUAUGAUUCUGGUGGAGCUCUUGACGCGGACCACGACAAGGUGGCGUCACUAUCUACAACAAGCAGCGCCUCAACUAUUAUGGGUGAUGAUGUGGGAAGUGCAUCGUCCCCAUUCUCCGAGGAGGUUAUCUUGUAUGAGAGAGCAAGAAGGGACUCAGAUAUCUUGUAAGAUUGUGUAGAGAGAGAGAGCGAGAGGCACUCAGAUGAAAUGACUGCCAAGAUGCAUUUCCUACACCUCUAAAACUAUCGGAAAAGACGCGGGAGCCACAGCCACUCCAGAUGGAAAAGAUCCAGAAAGCUAUAUUCCUUCGAUGAUUGACGGAGCCAGUAAAAACACAGAGAGAACUGCCCCUUCGCAUAUCGUGGAGUCCUCCUCCUCCUCCUCAUGGGCACAAAGUGGCGAAUCUAGUGUCGGACAAGCGUGGUCACCUAAUAAUCCUGCGCUCGUGGAGCUAGAAGUAGGUAUCGCCGAAAAGAGGCGCAUGCGCCGAUCUACACAGCAUGGCCAUGAGGGUGACGAGCUGCAUGAUCAUGAUGGUACACCGGACGAGGAAAAGUGGCGUCAUUUGGUCAACAGGCUGUACACCCCGAAAAGGGAAAGGAAACUGCUUUUGAGUCAGCCUCGAGACGGUUCGACGGAACAGAGGGAACAAGAAGCAGAGAAAACCAUGACUCGUGCUACACCUGCACUGGAUUUGAGCAGGUGCUUAAAGUAUGUUCAACAACAACGUGCGGCCGACGACGAAGCAGCGAGUGGAAAAGCACCUCCAGCGACGCUGUCAAAGGAAAAGAGCAAUAACCGAGCUGAAGCAUGUUCAGACAUUCGCCUCCUGAUGGAACCGGAUUCCAUCGUAAGGCAGAUCCUUUGCUUCGAGCUUCCAGGUAACAUUGCUGCGGAGGUCGACUGCACCCACGAUCCGUCGGACGAAGGCCAGAAGCAGCGAAACAGUGCCGGAGAUGAUCGUAGCACUGCUACUCUUGCAGUGGAGGGUGCAUUUUCUCUCGGCCGGCCCGCGACAGGUGGCGGCACAUUGUGCAGCGAAGCUUGCGGGAAGAUAACCCGCAGAGACAUCGUCGCCAAAGGGGCUAAUCUUGGCGAGGAUCAACAGAAGAACUUUGCAAGCAAGAAGUGCAAGUUUCAGGACCCAGGUGGCGCGUGUCGCCUAGUGCAGGACAACCACCAUAGCGCAUUUCACGAGAACACAAAGGACUGCGCCAUCCCGCCUGAAGAAACGGAAAGUGUAACAGCCGACGCUACGAGAAUACAGGAGUUUCUUUCGAGUGACGCUGGCUACGUUCCAACUAGACGGAUUCCCGACCCUUUGGUGUUGCCAUUGAAAGAGGCAACGCGGGCGCUGAGAAAGACAUUCGCAAUCACGCCACCGAAAACGAUUCAGGACAUUUUGGACGCACACAAGACGCGAGUCGCAGGCAGGGCAAACGCGAAGAAAUAUGAAGGCUAUGACAAGCGCUUGUUCCGGAUUGCGAUGGCUGACCCGACUCGAUCACCUUCCUUGGCUGUGCAGACGAUGUUGCAACAAUCGGGACCGCGGGCCACAUCUGGCAUGUAUGUAAGGCACAAUCUUGAUACUUGUUGUAUCAUCUUCGGCCUACUUCUAACUUCACUGGGUGGCUUCAUAAAGAGACAGAAAUAGCUGCACAAGAGGCACAAUGACAUGACAGGAUGACGAUGGCUCUUGCUGUUUAAGUUCAACUACCUCUGCGCGCAGUUUUUACGCUAAAUAACUACUUCCACACUUUUACUUCAGUACAAAGUUAGCAGUGGCUGUGUUUCAAUCGUCUCAUGUGUAUCCUUUCUCGGCGAGUCGUAGCGCUCCUUUGUAGGUACUACAACUUCACUCCAGUUCACUGAACUGGCCUCACGUAUCUUCAACGCUUGCCCUGUGACAUUCUACUUCUAGGGUGAUUUAUUUUCACAAGUACCCCUUGCCCCUUUCAAUUCGUACGACGAACGCUGCGGGAAAAUCACGAGCCUCCGGAGUGAGUCUCUUAUUAGGGCUACCGCCGAAGCAUCCUCAGCGCCAUUCUUGCCCUCUUUUUCAAGGGGAAAAAUGGCUCAAGGAUCGAUGGGCUCAGGGAUGCAACGCGGUAGCUCUAAUCUUAGAAAGCAUCACGGAACGGCUAGUCGUUAUCUAUGCCUCUUUAUGGUGAGCGUGAGCAUGAAUCAGUACUUCUUCAGGUUACUUCAAGCAGAACGCUUUUCAGUAGUUGCGUCGUACAUAUUUGUAGUCAGAAGUUGUGAGACUCAUGUUCCAAACAUUUUUCAGUACUAAUCUAGGUCUUCAUAACGACCAGAACCAAUAAUUAGUGCAAAGUGGGUGCUCAAAUUUGUCAGUACAACAGAAGUUUUACGGUUUCGCUUCAGAGCAAAAUGCCUUACAUUCAGUACAAGAAUCAGUCAAUGAAAGUACGCGAAUCCUCCACCAGUUGCGUUUCUUCUUGAACAUCAAUCAGACAAACAGCUUUCCAACGACGAGUAUGUACAAUCUUGGACGUAUUUGAGAAUGAGUUUUUACACUUUCAUAUUGUGGUCCUUUUUCUUGCUACUCUUGGGUAUAGUUGGGUCAACAUCUACCGAGGAGUGUAUAAAAUUAUGCAACCACAAUCUGUUAUCAAGAACAGCCUAUUUAUCUAGUAGAAUAUGAGCAUGAGAGUAAUUAUAAUUUCGGCACGUCUGGGUCUUGGAAUCCCAAAGUAUCCGAGCGCUCUGGCACGAACGGUCCGAGACCUUUACAUGGACCUGCCGCAACUCAAGCACAUUCUGCAUGCCACUAGUGAGGUUUCAAAGGUUAUCACAUUCCCGGCAGUGCUCUUCAACAAGCGGGAUGACCAUGAUGGAAAUUAUGAGGAAGAUAACAAUAAUGAGGACAAGAGCGAGUCCUCUGUUGCUUCUCCUACUGGGGAGACAGACCUCCAAAAGGAUGAAGCUGAGACGACGAUGGACGAGGACGCUUCUUCGGAGGUCGUGCGGCAGGCAGAAAUGCUAGUCACAGUGCGGUACGUUUGCGGUGAGGACGAGAUGCGAGGCGGCAUGUCUCAUGAGGAAUUCGGAAAGCACAUCAGCGAACAAGCAGGGUCUGAAGGCAUAAAUAAAGCUGUUGAAACCGGACGAAGUGGCUCGACGGGUACCGUAAGCAACGAGGCUUCCAACACUUUUCGCCAGAUGCUCCAAGAAGGCCACUUUUUUAACUCGCCUCUGGCUGUUGAUACCGAAACCGAAUACCCUGAAGCGGAUGGGGGCGCACGCUUCCCGCGAGAUCGUUCGGCCACAGGCGAAGCGGCAUCGCUGAGCUUAAGAGGCAACGAUGGACAGGAGAACGUCAUCAAGGAGGAGCAAAACCGUGAACCAAAGCAUAUGCAUGAAGAUGAAGCUCGUGCAGUUCACGCGCAAAGUGGUCUCCGCAGUCUUCGAAAGAAGACCUUCACUGAGCGCUUGCAUGCCUUGAAGACGUGGCAGAUUCAAGUGGUAUUUCGUGCGAAAAUCGAAGGCCACGAAGGUGAGAAUGUUGCAGCGUCCUUAAGACAUGAUCUACAAAAACAACUAGUACUUGCAAGAUGAUUAGCAUGCAUGCAGAUAAAUAAAAAUAUGAUAUACUUAGCUACACACAGAUUGGCAUACAUGUUAUAGCUAGAGUAAGGUAAGUAACGGGUUUCGGCUUGCCACGGGUUGAUCGAGUUGCCGAGGUGAAGGGUUUCCAACUCUGGAACGAGUUGCAACAAGUUACCAGAAGAAGCCCAGCCCAUCAAAAUGAGCGAAGCGGGGCGGUGUGGGCGUAGGUGUGCCUUCUAUGCUGAGGCCCUUCCUCGGGGCCUACUUCUCAAAAGAAGGCGGGGGAGGCGCUGCCUCCUUCCGUUUGGGAUCGAUAUUGGAGCGCCGCUCCCCACUUGGUGGAGAAGAGAAAGUGCUUCGCCUCCCCCUGUGGUGCGGGUGCAGGGUUUCGAGUCGGGAGCGGGCUUUCGCCCCGCUGUGUUGCGGUGUGAGUGAGGAGCUUUUGCCGGGUUGGGUUUGUAGCGGGCUUGCGGCUGAAGCAUGCGGCGGCGACAUAGAAGAAAAUGCGGCGAAGGCUAAUGUGGGGGCGGGUAGCGGUGGGCUUGGUUUCACACUGGUGCGCAGCUGGGUGGGCUGGUAUGAUACAUGCCAGACCCAGCAGGGCCCCCGCGUUGGGUUUUUUAUUGCAAUCAUCUGACUGCCCUCGCUUGAUUGUCUUCCCGUUGCGAAUGCCCCUCCCGGCGGCCCGGUGGAGCGUUCUUGUUCUCUACUGCAACACCUCGGCAAGGCUGGCGGGUGCGCCCGCAGGACGCAGCGAAAAACUUCCAUGGGCACCCCGAGCAACCCGAGACACUGAGCCCGAUAUGGGUCAAAAAAAUUAUUCUACUAUACUUAGUUACUCGCUGCACGCGACAGCAUAAGCAUUUUAUGAAUCGUGUAGUACUACAAGUACAACAGAAACCAGAACUAUCCAUUAACUUUCCACAACAUGCUUCUUCGUAACCUUACCAUGUUCUUGAUCAGGAAAACAUAGACUAAAUUUCUCCUAGCCGCGUUGUAUUCUUGCUAGUUCUAACGUUAGGUGGCGACGAUGACGCUUGGGUUCUUCGCGGCACCGAAAACACGAAACAGGUAGUGCUGUUCAACUUCCCUUCAAGAAAGGACGACCCAUUCUUAUGCAUGGUUCACAAUCCUCCUCCAUCAUGAUCUCGACAGGAAUUCCGAAUGAAACUACCAAAAAUAAAUUACGUGAAAAAGGAUACAUCUGUGACAUGACAAGACAAGCGCAUUCCGCAAUUUAUAUCUGCUUAGUCUUUCUCGCACUUUUUAUGUUUCUUGGAGAAACAAAAAUAGAAAGUAUUGUCCUUUGUCAAUGUCUGUGAUGUCUAGGAUUUGUUUGAUGUGAUUUGAUGAACGUGUAGAUUAAUGGCUUGUGAGCUCCAACAUUCGGCUAUCACCCUGUGAUGUCUUGGCCGUUCCUUUUUGGGCACGACGUUCUUGCAGACGGGAACGAUGAUUAUCAAGUAGAGGGUGUAGAUGUUCUUGGGGCCGAGAAGGAUGAAGGAAGCGCUGACGGGUUGAACGCAUUGAAAGAAGACAGGGACGAGGAUGCUCAAGGAAAGAAAAAGGCUGAGGAUGAGAUGAAACGGCAGAAAGAGCACUUUUUAUGGUGUCACUGAUAGUUGAGAACGGAGAUAGGCGCAUGUCGUUGUCGUUCGUGUGUUGCAAAAACGAAAAGAAGGAGUGGCGUGAGCACACUAUUAACAUUCAUCUCAUUUUUCAGUAGCGUAAUUCAUAAGUUCCAAGGCAGAAAAAGGAAAUCGAGAAACGCCGACAUGCGCAGCAAUAUUGGGGUACUUACAUAGCUUUUGAGCUGUCUCCGUGUUUGUAGUACUUACUUUGGGAGAUUUUUCAAGUGGUCCAAACUGAUGAUGACGUUUAGUCUGAUAAAUAUUUCCUUAAACAGAUUAGCAUGAACGAGAACUGACACCAAGACUUGCAACAAUAACGGUUAGGUUGCUAGAGGUGGUGAAUGCACUAAUGAUGUCCUUAAACUUUGGCACAUUCUUUCACUAAAGGCACAACUGGAGCGAAUCGAUGGGGAAAGGAUUUCGGCUUUGCUUUGCGUUUUUUGCCGAAGGCGUUCACAAUUAAGGCCACGUGAUCUGAUGAUCCACCUGUCUCGAUAAAGGUGGAUCUGCCUUCAAGCAUAUUUACACAAGCGAAAGUCAAAGUCCACAUACCACUAGGGAUUUAAGUAGAUAUACUGCAACUCCUCAUCAAGGAUGGACUGUGGCUAGGGACAGAGCUCUAACCCAAGUAUUAUCGAAGAUACAACUGGCAGUAGCGACACCAAAGGUUUGCAGUGGGAGCGCGAACACAUUCCCUGGUUCUCCGUGCUUUCCCUCGAUAUUCGACAUUUCCGGAGCUUGCUAAUCCUGGGAGACGAGGAUGCUGAUGCUUAUCACGCAAACCUAGCGGCAAAAGUUAAGGCUUAUCCCCAAAUCCAAAGGCGGUUUUCUCAAAUUCUUGUGGCUCAUGCUGUCCCAUGAUAGGUAGAUGAUGAGGGGAAUAUGAAUAAAAAGCGGCUCUCUGGAGUUCUUCUGGCUGUCCCAUGUUAGAGUUCGUGAUAGAUGAUAUUGAUGGGAAUCAAACUUCUACUUGUAGCCGCAACAUGAUAGAUCAUCAUGAUAAGGGGAAAACAACUCGAAGAUGAGUCUCGUAGAUGGGAGAUUUCUUGGGUGAGCUCUAAAAAGACGCAGGAAGUGGAAGGUUAAGGCUAUCGAUAGCUCAUUCCCGCUUUACCUCUCAGUGGGGUAGACAUAGUCACUUUUUUCCAUUACUCCGUAUCCAUUCCUCCACCUGCUACCUUACAACCAUGCAGUAGUAGUGGAUGUUGUUGUCAUUUCCCCUCUAAGGAGGAAGACGAUUUCAAGGUCGUAAUAAAUAACUUAGUAAUAGUAUGUUGUGUGUGCUCAUAAGAAAUGAAGUAGCUCCGGGACGUCGAAGCCUCUGCUUCCACUGAGUCUAAGAUAAAGAACAACAACAACAAGAUCAAGAUGAAGCACAAGAAGCAUCAACGGCUCUAGAGGGUUUGCAAAUUUUUUCUGCCGAUCGCCCCAAGUACUGGACAACAUGUCUUGUCGCUGAGCGGGGAAGAGAAAAUCCGAUUCGUCAUCUCGGAGCUGAUACACAUGCGUCGUUUGAUGCGCAGUCCACAGAGUCUGUCGCGAUAGGAACUUACACGUCGGAGCAAGAAGAACCACAACUACCUCACUACAAAGACCCUUCAAGAGACACGACAACAGGGACGAGCCAACCUCUACCGGGGCAAGCAGACGACGCGCAACACCGAUUCGGCAGCAAUAGGCAUUUUGGUUUUGCCAAGACAUUGCUAUGCUUUACUAUCGACGUCUACCUCGGUGUUUAGCAUAUGGUAGAAUAAGAAUUUUCGAUACCCAUUUUAGUAUAUGCAUGGUAAGGUAAGCUUAUUCUGAUCAAAUCGAAAUUCAGAAGCGCAACGUGGGAAACAAACUACUCACUCAAUCACUGAGAUGAAGAGUAUACUUCCUCUAACCUCGACUAUCAACGAUUUCAAGGUUCCUAGAAUGAUAACCAGCGGCCCCGCGCGAGAGCUCAAGCUCUGGUUUCUGCCCUAUCCCGGUACAUCACUUAAGGCUACCACUCAAGCAUCCUCCUACAUGAUGAUCCUUGGCCCAUUUUCUAUUUGAAAAAGGGGCGAAGAAUGCACUCAGGGCUGCUAACGCGGUAGCUCUAACUCACGUAGCGGUCACAGACAGCAGACCACAGGGCCGUCCGAACAGGACACCAUGAGGAAUAUCUUCAAUUGGCCGCCAGCAACCAGUGCAGUCUACGGAUCAACAGACCACUACACGACAGAAAAAUCCACAAGGAUUCGAGAGCUCUGAGCAGCUUGAGCUUGCCUAGUUUUUGAUGAAUUUUCAAACGCGUAAUUUUUACGUGUAGUACCGAAAGUAAGUACAUGCAGCCCAACCAUUUCCAAUUACUGAAUUUCUUCCAUUCUAACACACCACUCACUGGAGACUCGAUGGGCAUAUCCCUAAGCUAGUCCAGCCGACCCAUUUAGAAGUACGUCUCUUCUUUUACCUGACAGACUUGCGAACUGCAAAGAAUGGCGUGGACCGAGGACGAGGUAUGAUUUUAUCUUUCGUCGACAUGUACAAUUCACCUCCACGACCAGAAUGAACAUGAAGUAUGUGCAUGCUUUCAAAGCCGUGAUGUCGUAAAAUUCAACUCCGUAUGUUGCUCCGUCUGAAAGAAACGACGAUGCUAGUAGCAGCGGGGUCUGUGCAACCUUGCUUCGAUAUAUUUAGGCUGCGCUAAAGGAU
Molecule: messenger RNA, 8110 nt
Organism: Amoebophrya sp. A25
Lineage: Eukaryota; Dinophyceae; Syndiniales; Amoebophryaceae
Source: the annotation of a GenBank genome assembly